This is a messenger RNA of Eptesicus fuscus (big brown bat), 531 nucleotides long. RefSeq names its product neugrin-like. The record is from RefSeq and is a predicted model, not a curated record. The coding region runs from base 1 to 531 and encodes 176 amino acids. The transcript has a single exon. Gene Ontology annotation, cellular component: nucleus. NCBI's taxonomy places the organism in Eukaryota, Metazoa, Chordata, Mammalia, Chiroptera, Vespertilionidae.
AUGGCCCCACCCAGGACUCUGACCAGGGAAGACAGGGAGCAGAUCCGGUAUUUACAUGAAGAAUUUCCAGAGUCCUGGUCAGUUCCCAGAUUGGCUGAAGGCUUGGAUAUCAGCAGCAAUGUGAUCAGAAGGGUUUUAAAAAGCAAGUUUGUGCCCACAUUGGAGAAGAAACAGAAGCAGGAUGAAAAGGUCCUUCUAAAAGCUGGGCCUGCCCACUCGCUCCACCAGCUUGCAGGCCCUGGGGAAGCCUGGGAGCUGCUUUCUGCAGGCCGCCCUGUGUCAGGAGGUAACACCUCAUCCCAAGGCCAUGAUCAAAGCACAGCUUUGAGGGUGACAGAACCGAAUACUCAGCGUACAAACACAACAAGGAGACAGAAGGGAAGGAAUAAAGGAUUCCAGAGCCUGGAGAAGGAAAGCUUUGUGCCUGUUGCUGCAGCCCAAGGUCAGCACAGAGAGCUGCAGAAGUACUUCACCAGUGGUUGUGAGGACGCCAGAGGCUCUGACAGUGAUGGAUUGCCAAGUGCAAAGUAG